Messenger RNA from Galendromus occidentalis (western predatory mite), 847 nucleotides. Its product is annotated as phospholipid phosphatase 6. The record is from RefSeq and is a predicted model, not a curated record. Lineage: Eukaryota; Metazoa; Arthropoda; Arachnida; Mesostigmata; Phytoseiidae. Bases 58 to 711 code for a protein of 217 amino acids. The transcript has 5 exons. Gene Ontology annotation, molecular function: sphingosine-1-phosphate phosphatase activity.
CGCCUGUCACUUCCGAAAUUCAUUCUUCCGGAUACAGUGGAAUCGGAAGAAACAACCAUGGCAGAUAUCGAGGAAGCAAAAAAAGAUUUCCUACCGCCGCCAGGAUGGAAGCGCAACCCGAUUCUACUGAAAUUGAAAAAACUCGACGAGGCCUUGAGCUACAGACUGACAUUCGCGUACGAUGAAUCCUCUUGUCUCGGAGCCUACAGGCGAAAGCUUGUCGUGUUCGAGCGAUCGGCUCAUACGCUCAUCUGCUUCGGGGUCGCCUUAUUGUUCUGGUGGAUGAGCGCCUCGAUGGAGUCUCGAGCCGUCUACACCAACAUCAUUCUUGCACUCUGCAUCGAUGUAUUUGUUGUCGCCAUCGUCAAAUCUAUGGCGAGAAGGCGUCGACCGGGAGUAACGAAAUCCGCCUACGAUAAUGACCCCUCGUCAACGAAUCUCAGUUUCCCUAGUGGCUUCGUCUCCCGAGCGACCCUGCUGGCGUUGAUUCUCGCCAGCGAGGGAUUCUCACCGAUAAGCUUAUUCCUAUUCCUGCUCUGGGCGGGCGCGAUGCUUCUGACGAAACUCUUCCUAGGACGGUUUUUCCUCGGUGACGCUCUGGGCGCUGUUCCUCUCGGAUACUUGACCUAUCAAUUCAUUGAUCUUGUGUGGCUGGAUGCCGACGAUGUGAUCGCUAUGGAAGCCUUCUUCGGGGGACAGCUUGGCGAUUGAAGGGAAUUUGUUUUUCGAUGUUCCUCAUUGAUGUCCUUUGCUUUCUCGCCGAUGAGCUAUCACGGUCCUUGUUGAAGUCAUCCCACCAAAUGGCGUUUGGAUAAGGCUGUUAUUUAUUCUGUAAUAAAUGGAACAU